GCUGCGCGGCGCUGCACUGGUCACGCCCGCCCGCCGUCCCGCGCUCGCGCGCGGCAUUGUAGGAACUGUAGUCCGAGCGUCCUCGUGCGCGGGACCCGGAGCGCCGCUGCUGCCCAGCCCAGGUGUGUCACCUGCAGCCCCCACCAGGGUUGAGUGUGGGCCUGGGCAGCAUGGUGCCCUCUGGCCAGGUGGCGGAGAAGGAGGCAUCCGAGGAGCCUGGACCCGGCCGUGAGCCCCGCUCAUGGCGAUGCCUGGUGCUCUUCCUCUGCUUCUACGGCUUCAUGGCCCAGAUGCGGCCCGGGGAGAGCUUCAUCACGCCCUACCUCCUGGGGCCCGACAAGAACUUCACCCGGGAGCAGGUGACCAACGAGGUCAUUCCGGUGCUGUCCUACUCCUACCUGGUGGUGCUGGUCCCGGUCUUCUUGCUCACCGACUACCUGCGCUACAAGCCCGUGCUGGUGCUGCAGGGCCUGAGCUACGUGAGUGUGUGGCUGCUGCUGCUGCUGGGCCACUCUGUGCUGCACAUGCAGCUCAUGGAGGUCUGCUACAGCGUCACCAUGGCUGCCCGCAUCGCCUACUCCUCCUACAUCUUCUCCCUGGUGCACCCUGCCCGCUACCAGCGCAUGGCCAGCUACUCGAGGACCGCGGUGCUGCUGGGCGUCUUCACCAGCUCCGUGCUGGGCCAGCUGCUGGUCACCGUGGGCCGGAUGUCCUUCUCCAUGCUCAACUACAUCUCCCUGGCCUUCCUCAACUUUAGCCUGGUUCUCGCCCUCUUCCUGAGGCGUCCCAAGCGCAGCCUCUUCUUCAACCGCAGUGCGCCUGCACGUGGAGCCUCACCCAGCGAGCUGGACCAGAUGCACCCGGCCCCUGACCAGCCUGUGCGCGGGAAGCUGGGGCGUGCUCUGGGUGCCUGCAGGGACUCCUUCUUGGCACACAUGCUGUGGGAGCUGGUGGGCAGUGCGCGGCGGCCACAGCUGCGCCUCUGGUCCCUUUGGUGGGUCUCCAACUCUGCUGGCUACUACCUGAUAGUCUACUACGUACACGUCCUGUGGAACGAGGUGUGCCCCACCGCCAGCAGCACGCAGGUCUACAACGGCGCCGCAGACGCUGCCUCCACACUCCUGGGUGCCAUCACGUCCUUUGCCGCAGGCUUUGUGAAUAUCCGCUGGGCUCUGUGGUCGAAGGUGGUCAUUGCGAGCAUCCUGGCCGUGCAGGCCGGGCUGGUCUUUCUCAUGACCAGCACCCAGGACAUCUGGCUCUGCUACGCAGCUUUUGUGCUCUUCCGCGGCGCCUACCAGUUCCUUGUGCCCAUCGCCACUUUUCAGAUCGCAUCCUCUCUGUCCAAAGAGCUCUGUGCCCUGGUCUUCGGGGUCAACACGUUCCUCGCCACCAUUCUCAAGACCACCAUCACUCUCAUCGUGUCUGACAAGCGGGGCCUGGGCCUCCCAGUGCGCUGCCAGUUCCUCAUCUACUGUGUGUACUUCCUGGUGCUGUCUGUCAUCUACUUCUUGGGAGCCGGGCUGGACGGUCUGCGGCACUGCCAGCGGGACCGCCACCAGCCCCUGCCCCUGGCACAGGAGCUGAGGAGCCCCUCGGAGGAGAAGCCUGUGCGGCUGCCGAGUGUGGAACAGGGCCUGGGCGGCCUUCAGCCCUCGGCCCCACCACUGCCCCUGGAGGACAGCGCAGAAGAUGGCCUUGGGACCUUGGGGCCUGGGGCCAAGGCCUGACACGGCCUGACCUCCCCCAGCAGGUUCCACACUCUGUCCUGACAGCCCGGCCUGACGGGCCGACGAGCCCCAGCACCGUCAGACUCCCCCUCGCGGAGGGCGGGCCUUGUGUGGGUGCCCCCUUGCAGUGCCUGGCGUGGGGGGGGGCCUCCUCGGGCCUUAGCACUGGGGGCCUCGGACCCCCACCCCUCAGCCCUGCUCCACUCUGGAUGUGGCCCACACCUCGGGCGACUGUGGACUGGGCUGGGCUUGCCUGCUGAGGGGCCCGUGGUGGGGUCCCCGGGGUCUACCAGGCCUCCCUGCCUGCACCCCCUGGGGAGGCUGGAGGCAGAUGCUGUGUCCCCAGGGGCUGGCAUGCUGGCCCCACGGGCCUGGGGCUCUCAUUUACUGUGACACUUCCCCACAUCCUAGGUGCUUGCAUUGUGGACGAUGCUGUUUUUAUAUCUGUAAAACGAGGAACCGUUUGGCUUCUCCGUUGUGUGCGAGAAGCUGGUCUCAGGGGUGUGACAGAAAACCCAUCAGAUGGAGUGGUGGCUUGGGGCCCUCAGAGCCAGUCCUUCACCAAGGGUUCAGCCCAGGGCCUUUAGUUCUUUCCUCUGUUCCCGGAGUGACCUGAGAUCAGGGCGGCUUGGAGCUGGUCAUACGCUUUGGACGGUCAGAGAGGACUAUGGACGUGCAACCUUGAUGUGAACUGGGCUUGUUGGGAGCAGUAGGACCUUCUGGGGAGGUCUGCCUUCCUGGGGAGGUCUGCGUGCCAGUGGCCUCUGGGUCCGAGCCGGUUGCGUGUCCCUCUGUGACAGGAGGGUCUCUUGUGAACACUUUACCCAAAUAAACCUGGAACCUGA
Molecule: messenger RNA, 2572 nt
Organism: Marmota monax (woodchuck)
Lineage: Eukaryota; Metazoa; Chordata; Mammalia; Rodentia; Sciuridae
Gene: Slc19a1
Product: solute carrier family 19 member 1
Exons: 6
Coding region: 171-1727 (518 amino acids)
Biological process (GO): methotrexate transport; folate transmembrane transport
Cellular component (GO): apical plasma membrane; basolateral plasma membrane; plasma membrane
Molecular function (GO): folic acid binding; folate:monoatomic anion antiporter activity; methotrexate transmembrane transporter activity
Source: RefSeq, a predicted model, not a curated record